AUGUCCAACCUGUAUUCUCGUAAUCAAAAACCAAACAGCAUGUAUCCCACUGUGCUUGACAGAGGCCGGGAGUUAGAGCCAUACAUGGCGGGCCUAACAGACCACCCCGAACUCAACCCUCACCUGUCUUCUGGCAUGCAACCGCUAGAGUUUAUGGACACACCAGCCCCACGAACGUUCCUCGCACCGGAAAACUAUUCCACAACCCGACGAGGCUCAUGUUGUAGCGAUACACUGGGCUCACAGUACGCAUGGUCCACAGCCUCCAACGCAGAUCUACUUGCAACCUCCCCAGCUCUAUCCUCCCUCGAGCCCUCGGCCUGCUCAGGACCAACUUCCCCCUACAUGCAGAGCUACUACCCAUCGGGCCAUAUGCAGCCCGCUAUAAACACACCCGAUAUAUCGACCUAUAGCCCCCAGCAAAUCAACAAAUGGUGCAUCGAGACCAACCCCAGCGGCGACUUCUACCCUUCCUAUCCAGCAAUAAACCCAGGUGCCAUACCCUACCCACCCACUACAGAUCUUCAAUCAGACCCUUUCACCCACAGUGACUCCCUGAGCACAGCAAACGACUGGCUCUCAAUGCCAGCCUUCACAGACCCAAUCCCAAUUCCCGAAUCCUUCUUCCCAGUCUCAAUCCCCCAAACUCAAUCCCAACAACUCAUCCCCUCAUCAACAACAACAACUACUACUACUUCAAAUACCUCCUCCACAGGAACACGCCCCUCCCCAACCCGCUCCUUCUCCGACAAUCCCUCCCCGCCAAGCAGCACAAGCGACCUAACACACUACGGGACCCCAACAGCAGACGGAGCCUGGCGGUAUUGGACUUACUACGUCACGAGCUCUUGCAGCCAACGGCGCGCAGAAGGUCUAUAUUCUAGGACGUCGACUGGAAGUGCUAGAGAAGGCCGCCGAGUACCCAGCAUAGUCCCAGUCCAAGCCGAUGUGACAUCCAAGGCUGAUCUUCAAGCGGCAGUCCACCGCAUUAAAAACGAAGUCGGCUAUGUCAACCUUGUCGUCGCCAAUUCGGGCAACAUCGGACCUGCGGUGCGCUUUAGUCCCACCCUUAACAUCACCGCGGCCUUCUUUGCCAUGACGGCUUUCCUGGAGCUGCUCGACGCUGGUACCCAGAAGGCCCUACAGGGCGGCUUCGGCAAGCCCGUCAGGGAUGGCACCGACGUCCCAUCUAUCCAGAGCCAGACCAUCUUCACAACCAGUGUGUCUGCCUUUAGUCGACACUGGUCGUCGUCGCCUCCGUAUUUGACUAGCAAGGUCGCUAUUAUGCAUGCAGCCAAACAUGCCAGUACCCAGUUGGCCAGAUUUGGCAUUCGUGUCAACGCGUCGGGAGAACUCCACUGUCUGCCGCCACUAAACCUUAUGCGGAUUAAGGUCCAUGCAAGGAUCCGUGAGGCUUGUCUCAUGUGCCUUGAGCGUUUACACCAAUAG
Molecule: messenger RNA, 1449 nt
Organism: Penicillium arizonense
Lineage: Eukaryota; Fungi; Ascomycota; Eurotiomycetes; Eurotiales; Aspergillaceae
Exons: 5
Coding region: 1-1449 (482 amino acids)
Source: RefSeq, a predicted model, not a curated record